Molecule: messenger RNA, 4128 nt
Organism: Trichoplusia ni (cabbage looper)
Lineage: Eukaryota; Metazoa; Arthropoda; Insecta; Lepidoptera; Noctuidae
Gene: IleRS
Product: isoleucine--tRNA ligase, cytoplasmic
Exons: 4
Coding region: 167-3808 (1213 amino acids)
Biological process (GO): isoleucyl-tRNA aminoacylation
Molecular function (GO): tRNA binding; aminoacyl-tRNA deacylase activity; ATP binding
Source: RefSeq, a predicted model, not a curated record
CAGAAGUAAUUAGGGUCUCAGACAAGAGCUAAAGGUUUAUUCAGAUUUAUUUCAGAUUAACAAGUUUACUGUCAAAAACGUCAUACAAAAUUGUCAAAUUCAGUGAAAUGUGUAUGAUGGCGUGGAAUUGAAGCAGGUCUUAGCAGGUUAUAAAGAAAAAUAUAAAAUGGCUUUUAAAGUGAAUAGAGUACCUGAAAGUAUCGACUUUCCGAAAGAAGAAGAAGGGAUCUUGAAAUUUUGGAAAGAUAUUGAUGCAUUUCACAGUUGUCUUAAACAGUCAAAAAAUAAACCCAGGUACUCAUUUUAUGAUGGGCCUCCUUUUGCAACGGGACUGCCUCAUUAUGGCCACAUACUUGCUGGAACUAUCAAGGAUGUUGUCACAAGAUAUGCUCAUCAGCAGGGGUACCAUGUAGAAAGAAGAUUUGGUUGGGAUUGCCAUGGACUGCCGGUUGAGUUUGAAAUUGAUAAAGCUUUAGGCAUCAAAGGUCCUGAAGAUGUUGAGAAAAUGGGCAUUGACAAGUACAAUGCAGAAUGUCGCAAAAUUGUUAUGAAGUAUGCUGGGGAUUGGGAAAUGAUCAUCACGAGAAUGGGUCGCUGGAUUGAUUUCAAGAAUGAUUAUAAAACUCUCUAUCCUUGGUAUAUGGAGUCUAUUUGGUGGGUAUUCAAGGAGCUGUAUAAUAAAGGUUUGGUUUAUCAAGGUGUUAAAGUAAUGCCCUACUCCACUGCCUGUUCCACUCCGCUGUCCAACUUUGAGUCUGGACAGAACUACAAGGAUGUAGUAGAUCCUGCAGUUGUGGUGUCUUUCCCCACAGCCGAAGGUUUCGCCUUACUCGCUUGGACCACCACACCAUGGACCUUACCCAGCAAUUUAGCUCUUUGUGUGAACCCCAAGCUAAUCUACAUCAAAGUUAAAGAAAAGGGAACCAAUAACUUGUAUGUACUACAGGAAUCUAGAUUACAUGCUUUAUUCAAAAAUAUUGAAGACUUCGAAGUAUUGGAGAAGUUCCCUGGCGAAAAACUUAAGGGACUAAAAUACACGCCUAUAUUUGAUUACUUUGUCAAGCAGUGUCCGAACGCUUUCCGGGUUCUUGCUGAUAGUUAUGUCACGGACGACUCAGGUACAGGUAUUGUACAUCAAGCCCCAUACUUUGGUGAGGAUGACUUCAGGGUUUGUCUUGCCGCGGGAGUUAUCAACAGGGAUCAGGAAAUUAUAUGCCCAGUUGACCCUAGUGGCCGAUUUAUGGAGCCAGUCAAAGACUUCUUGGGGCAAUAUGUUAAAGAUGCUGAUAAAAAUAUUAUCGCAAAUUUGAAGGCUCGUAACCGACUUGUCCAAUUAGGCCAAGUUAAGCAUAGCUAUCCCUUCUGUUGGCGAUCAGAAACUCCUCUCAUUUACAAGGCUGUUCCUUCUUGGUUUGUUAGAGUUGAACAAAUGAAUCAAGAUCUUCUGAAAUCUUGUGAGGCGACAUACUGGGUCCCUGAGUAUGUGAAAGAGAAAAGAUUUAGAAAUUGGCUCAAAGAAGCUCGUGAUUGGGCCAUCAGUCGUAAUAGGUACUGGGGCACACCAAUUCCCCUAUGGAUAUCUAGUGAUAGACAAGAGGUAGUAUGUGUUGGCAGUAUUGCUGAGUUAGAGGCUUUGACUGGAAAAGAAAUAAAGGAUUUACAUAGAGAAAGCAUUGACCAUUUAGAGAUUCCAUCUUCUCGGCCAGGACAGCCUCCUCUGAAACGUGUACCUGAAGUAUUUGACUGUUGGUUUGAAUCAGGUUCUAUGCCUUAUGCGCAGUGCCAUUACCCAUUCGAAAACAAAAAAGAGUUUGACGAUAUAUUCCCCGCUAACUUUAUUGCUGAAGGUAUUGACCAAACAAGGGGAUGGUUUUACACGCUCAUUGUACUAUCAACAGCAUUAUUCAAAAAGCCUCCAUUUAAAAACUUGAUUGCGAAUGGUUUGGUCUUAGCAGCUGACGGACAAAAAAUGUCUAAAAGGAAAAAAAACUACCCUGAUCCUCUAGAAGUGGUCAAAAAGUAUGGCGCUGACGCUUUGCGACUAUACCUCGUCAAUUCUCCAGUUGUCAAAGCUGAGAAUCUUCGAUUUAAAGAAGAAGGUGUGAGGGAUAUUAUAAAAGACGUAUUUUUGCCAUGGUACAAUGCUUUUAGAUUCUUAAUGCAAAAUGUUGAAAGAAUUGUGCAGGAAGAUAAAAUCGACUAUAGAUUUAAUGAAAAGGCAGUGAGAGAAAACGUUAUGGAUAAGUGGAUUACAUCAUUCACACAAUCUCUGAUACAAUUUGUGAAAAAGGAGAUGGCAGCCUAUAGGCUGUAUACUGUAGUACCAAGGUUGACGAAGUUCAUCGAUCAUUUAACAAACUGGUAUGUAAGGAUGAACAGGAAGAGGUUGAAGGGAGAUAAUGGAGUCAAGGACUGCCAGGUAGCAUUAGACACGCUGUUCGGAGUCUUGUUUGACAUGGUACGAGUAAUGGCACCAUUUACUCCUUUCCUUACCGAAUUGAUGUAUAAGACGCUACGCCAACUUUUAUCUGGUGACUCUCUCGAAAGUGUACACUUUAACAUGAUAACUGAUCCAAAAUUAGAUUUAGUCAACAAUGACAUAGAAAGAGCUGUUCAAAGAAUGCAGUCCGUCAUUGAAUUAGGUAGAGUUGUUAGGGACCGCAAAACUGUACCUAUCAAAUAUCCGCUGCCUGAAAUGGUUGUCAUCCACCGCGACCCAGUUUACUUAGAAGAUGUUAAAUCUUUGGAGAAGUACGUUCUCGAAGAGUUGAAUAUAAAGAAAGUGCAAUUAACAAGUGACAAAGAGAAAUAUGGCAUUACCCUGCGAGCAGAGCCCGACCACAAAAUUCUUGGAACAAGAUUAAAGGGCGAUUUCAAGGCGAUCACACAAGCUUUGAAAGAUCUUAACAAUGAGCAAUGUGAAAAGCUUAUUGCUGAUGGAUCCAUUGAAUUACUUGGACAUCACAUUGAAGUGUCCGAAGUGAGGAUGAUAUUCCAGGCGCAAGGCAACGACCAAUACGAGGCGCACAGCGACAACGACGUCCUGAUCCUACUCAACGUUACUCCCGAUCAGGACAUGCUUGAUGAAGGCUUUGCUAGGGAAAUCAUUAACAGAGUCCAGAAGUUACGUAAGAAAGCCCACUUAGUUCCAACAGACGACGUAAAUAUCUAUUUCGCCGUGAACAAGUCCAGUGAUAUCCUUCGUAUCAUAAACUUACACCGAGAGUUUAUCGAGAGCACGGUCAAAGGGCCACUGAUCCCUAUUGAGGAAAUCAAGCCAUCCAUGCCCGUAGUCAUUGAGGAGACGCAAGAACUUAAAGGAUCCUCACUAAAAUUGGUCAUUACCUGGAGAAAAGAGGUUGAACUUCCUGCUAAUCCUUGGGCAAAUAUUGUCCUCCAAGGACUUACACCUCGGUAUGGAGCCUCGAGUAAGCAAGGUAGCAUAAUACUUAAGGAUAAAACAAGUAAGUUUAUAAGCUUAGAAAAACUUUAUCAAGAGGUAAAUGUCCUAUUUGGUCUGUAUGGUGUUAAGUUUACAUUAUGGUGUAAUGGGGCGGAAGUUAAAGACACUUCGAGUUUGAACGCUAAAACUCUGAUUGCUUCUCCGAACAAGCCAAAAGAUAAUGAAUCAAGCACAAGUCCUUUCUGCAAAUUCAUUAAUGUUGCGAAUGGCAAAAAGUCUGCUACUUUGUUCUUAGAAAAUCCGGUGGGAAAGGUAACAUUAAACCAGGACGAAGCUUUAAAAUUCGUUACCGAAUAUUUGGGAAAUAAACCAGGAGAUGUCAACAAGAAUUUAUUUAAAGUUUGAAGACUGUCAAAGACACAAUUUUAAACCUUGCUAAUCUAAGGAUUUUAGGAAUAACCAAUCUAAUUUCUCUCUCCAAUAUUAUUAAUGCUAUUACCAUAUUUAACCACUCAGUAGUCUUCAAUUUUGUAUGCUAUCCAGUGCGAUUGUACUACAAACAUCUUAGAAUACCUUGCGUGAAGUUCAGGACUUUUUAUAUUUACGUACAAAUUGCGAUUUUUCUUUAAAUGCCGUUUGAGUGAAUGGAUUUCAUUACAUAGCUCAUGAAUGUUUUAUCAUGCGUCUCAAUGUUCUUAUUUAAUAAAUUAUUGUUUAACAACUAA